Messenger RNA from Durusdinium trenchii, 4890 nucleotides. The record is from the annotation of a GenBank genome assembly. Lineage: Eukaryota; Dinophyceae; Suessiales; Symbiodiniaceae.
AUGGCAUUCAUUUUGCUCACGCUUUCCACGUGGAUUUCCGUGGAAUGUGCACGAUGGGGAGGUCCAUCUGUCGGUGGGACCAGCCCGGCGGUCCGCAACAAACACACGGGCGUGAUGGACAGCGCUGGCAAGUUGUGGAUCUUCGGUGGUUGGGGGUCCGGGAGCGGCUACCUGAACGAUGUGCACUAUUUGGAUACCCAGGAUGGUACUGGCACGCCGACGUGGGUGACUCCGUCUGUCAGUGGCACUAGUCCCACUGCGCGCGAGGCUCACACAUCGGUGAUGGAUGCUAGCGGAAAAAUGUGGGUCUUUGGUGGAACUGAUGGAAGUGCUGUCCUUGAUGAGGUGCAUUCUUUGGACACCCAGGCCGGAACGCCAAUUUGGACAACGCCAUCCGUCAGCGGCACCAGCCCAUCUGCCCGUCAGCGCCACUCAGCAGUGAUGGACGCCAGUGGCAAGAUGUGGGUAUUUGGUGGAUGGGAUGGCAGCGGUUACUUCAACGAUGUCCACUACUUGGACACCCAGGCCGGCGCUCCUACAUGGACAACUCCUUCGCCGAGUGGCACCAGCCAACAAGCCCGAAAUGGACACACAGCGGUCAUGGAUGGCGACGGAAAGAUGUGGGUCUUUGGUGGCUGGGGACCUGCAAGCGGCUUCUUGAAUGAUGUUCACUACUUGGAUACCCAGGCCGCUACCCCAACAUGGGCGACCCCAUCCGUGAGCGGUGCACCCCCAACCGCCCGAGAAAUGAUGACUGCAACAAUGGAUGGCAGUGGAAGGAUGUGGGUAUUUGGUGGCAAUGAUGGCACCAGCACACUUGAUGACGUCCAUUUCUUGGAUACGCAGGCGGCCAUGCCAACAUGGGUGACUCCUUUGCUCACCAGUUCCAGUCUUUCAGGCGGAAUUUCAGCCCGGUAUUCUCACGCAGCAGCUUACGAUGGCGGAAAGAUGUGGGUGUUUGGUGGCUAUGAUGGUGGCAGUUAUCUCGACGACGUGGGUUACUUGGUGGUGGAGGCUGAAAGUGUGACAUGGGCAGAUUCACCUCUGGAUGGUGUCGAACCUGUCGACAGAUACAAACAUACAGCUGUGAUGGACUCCAACGGAAAGAUGUGGCUCUUCGGUGGCUAUUCAUACUCGGGUUAUUUGAGUGAUGUGCACUACUUGGACACACAGGCAACUACACCAACUUGGACAACUCCGUCCACAAGCGGCUCUAGCCCUUCUGCCCGGGAGGACCACUCGGCAGUGAUGGAUGCCAAUCAGAAGAUGUGGGUAUUUGGGGGUACUGAUGGAAGCAAUCUCAAUGAUGUGCACUAUUUGGACACAGAGGCCGCUACACCAACCUGGAUAACUCCGUCGGUGACUGGCACCAGCCCUUCUGCCCGGAAACGCCACACUGCCGUGAUGGACGCCAAUGGAAAAAUGUGGGUAUUUGGCGGCUACAGCGGUAGCUAUCUCAAUGAUGUCCAUUAUUUAGACACCCAGGCCGGCACUCCCACAUGGACGACUCCGUCAGUGAGUGGCAACAGCCCAGAAACCCGAAACAGGCACGUCAGUGUCAUGGAUGGCAAUGGAAAGAUGUGGAUAUUUGGUGGCUGGGGGCCUGGGAAUGGCUACUUGAAUGAUGUGCACUACUUGGACACCCAGGCAGCUACACCAACUUGGACGACCCCGUCCAUAAGUGGGACCAGUCCCACUGGUCGAGAGCGAUUCGCAGCGGUGAUGGAUAGCAGUGGAAAGAUAUGGAUCUUUGGUGGUACCGAUGGCAGCAGAGUCGAUGAGUUGUACUGUUUGGACACUCAGGCGACGGGCGCACCAACAUGGAUAGCUCCCCUGGAGAGUGGCAGGGGCCCUUCCAGCCGAUAUUCUCUAUCUGCUGUCUUGGACAGCAGCCGGAGGAUGUGGCUGUUUGGCGGCGGCUUUGGCGGCAGCAGCUACAGCAAUGGUGUGUAUUACUUGGUGGCGGAGGCAGAAAGUACAACGUGGAAGACUCCAGCAGUAAGCAGCGCCAGCCCAAUUGGCCGCUCUGAACACACAGCUGUCAUGGACGCAAGCGGACGGAUGUGGAUAUUCGCUGGCUGGGAUGGUUCCAGUCGCCUCAAUGAUGUCCACUACUUGGACACAAAGUCGGCGCCUGCAGCAUGGACGACUCCAUCUUUAAGUGGCUCCAGCCCUUCCACCCGGGACGCACUCUCAGCAGUGAUGGACGCCAGCCAAAAGAUCUGGAUAUUUGGCGGUGACGAUGGCAGCAGUUUUCUCAACGAUGUGCAUUAUUUGGACACACAGGCGGCCACACCAACAUGGACGACCCCAUCGGUGGCUGGCACCAACCCCACCGCGCGCUAUCGCCACACAGGGGUGAUGGAUGCCAGUGGAAAGAUGUGGAUAUUUGCUGGCAUUGACAGCAGUGGCUACUUGAAUGACGUGCACUACUUGGACACCCAGGCCGGCACACCCACGUGGACGACUCCGUCAGUGAGUGGCACCAGUCCAGAAAUCCGAAACCGGCAUGUCGCCGUCAUGGACGGCAAUGGAAAGAUGUGGAUAUUUGGUGGCUGGGGACCUGGGAAUCUCUACCUCAAUGAUGUCCACUGCUUGGACACGCAGGCUGCCACACCAACGUGGACAACACCGUCACUGAGCGGCACCAGCCCCAGUGGUCGGGAGCAACUCACAGCGCUGAUGGACUGGAGUGGAAAGAUGUGGAUCUUUGGUGGUACCGAUGGCAGUCGUUUCAAUGAGCUGCAUUACUUGGACACCAAGGCUGGCACACCAACGUGGUCGACUCCCUUGGUAAGUGGCACCAUCCCAUUUGUUCGGCGAGCUCAUUCGGCAGUAUAUGAUGGAAAUGGAAAGAUGUGGAUAUUCGGCGGAAAGACCGACAGCGGCUACGUAAAUGAAGUGUAUUGCAGAGAAGUGUCAACUACAACCACGACGAGUUCAUCGACGACUAGUUCGUCGACGACUAGUUCGUCGACGACUAGUUCAUCGACAAGUACGAGCACCAGCACGACGGCCACAAGCUCCAGCAGCACUUCAUCCAGCACUAGCACAAGCAGCACAAGCAGCAGCGCCAGCACCAGCACUUUAACAAGCGUCACCAAGACAGUCACCACCACAACCAGCGAGACAACCAGCAAAACAGCAAGCACGACCACCACCGUAAGCAGUAGCAGCAGCAGUACCAGCGUCUCAUUUAGCUCAACUACCACGUCAAGCAGAAGCACUUUCACGUCAUCUAGCCUGACUACCAGCACAAGCAGUGCCACAGUGAUUACUAGCAUGAGCAGUACCAUAUCAGCCACAAUGACAACCGGCACAAGCACCGUAUCAGCCACAGCCAGCACCAGAAUAUCAGCAAGUACAACUUCUAGCACAAGCACCACCACCAGCACUACAUCCAUCACGACUAUCACUAUUACCACCACCUGUACUACAACUAACAACGCAACUACUCUUUCCACAGCAGCCAGCAGCAAAGUCAAUUUAGGAACAGAAAGCUAUACUCGGCUGCAAUUGCGAGAAAUGGAAGAGCAACGACAAGAGCAAGCACGACUUGCCGUGUUAAACCUGGACGCAACAGAGUCUGAGGUUGUUCAGCAGGUGCUCUCCAACUUAUCCAAUUCAAAUGACGGAUCCACCCUUGCCUUUCUUCUGGAAGAAACACGGGUGGGACCAACAACCUUUGCAGCUUUCUCUGCAGCCUUCUCAGAAGCGUGGCCCGACUCUUUCACCAUUCCUGCCAUUGGGGGCAUCGUGGAGAUCAGUAGGGAAGUGAUGCAGGAGGUCACAUCAGAGGCUAAAAUCGAUGGACCUGUCCUCGUGUCCAUCACCACCAUCAAUGAAGAGCUCUCCGCAGCCUUCAGGAGUGACGAGGCUCUGGGCCUCCGCGAGACAUACUUUGAGCUCAGAUCCAAGCUGCUCAGCGUGAACUUUUGGAAUGAAGAGGGCAGACGCCUAAAAGUCACCCUGAUGACGCCUAUCACGUUACAGCUUGUGGACGUUGAAGAUGAAAAUGCAACCUGUGCGUUUUGGGAUGCAAGAGCUUCCAGGUGGUCAAAGGAAGGAAUGGAGACUUUGCCAUCAGACCCAACCACACUUCGAUGCAAUGUCUUUCAUUUAACGACCUUCGGAGCCGUUACCAACCGCAUAGCGCGAAACAUUGAGUUGUCCUUCCAGUGCAGCACCUUUGCCUCGCUCAUGGACGAGUCGGCCUUUUCAAAGCUUUCAGAACCCAAAUGGCUUCAGCAUUCAUCUGCAAUUCUGAGCAUUAUUUUCCUGAUCCUCAGCCUCACUGCGAUGUCCAUCGCUGUGUGGGUGGAUUGGAGGUCCAAAGAUAAACUUCCACAGCACCAACGAGAGAUUCUGCUGAUGCGUGUGAACGCUGGAGGUCGCGGCCGAGGUGCUAAAAAGGAGAAAGAUGCAACCGCUGACGACGCACAACAGGAAACGCAGCAGGACAUCCUGGAGCACCCCACGUGGCGCCAAACGUUGCGGGCGGCCUGUGGCAAUUGCAUGGAGUUCCUGGGCCACGCCACAGGCGACAAUGCCAUCGAAGGUGUCAAGGAGCUUUGUGCGAACGCAGAGGCCGCUUCUAUCAACAAAUCGAUUUCCAUGUUGCAGAGUCACAGGAGCGGAGCGUGCCAAAUCACCAUAAAGGUCCUUGAGCAUGACGAGAGCGAGCCGGUGAAGAGAAGUCGCAGCCGCAAAGUGUCGCUGGUCCGCGGAGCUUUGUCGGUCCGGCAGGAGUCCUCCGUCCAACACCAGAUCUCCAAGGCUGAUGUCAUCUAUAUGAAAUCUGCAGAGGUUGGAGCAGGAGCAGCAGAACAAUUCCUUCGCAGCAAUUGCUUUGGCCGCAUUUGCGCUCUUUUCCCUGCGGUCCAUGCCUAG